AUGGCCAUCCCAGGGGAGCGCUUCGUGCUCGACCUGUCCGAUGACGAGGACCAGCAGUCUCGCGUCGACCCGCCCCGCGCCUCGCCCCUCAUCAACCUGAUCGGGGAGAUCAAGGAACGCGCUCCCAAGGCGCCUGUUGCGCCUACCCAGAAGUCGUCCACUGGAUUCCCUGCCGCCAAAGAUCGUCGUCGUGGCUCGGCCUUUAAGCAGCGACGUGCUGCUGCCCAGAACGUGUCUGCCAAACCUUCUGUGCAGGCGCCAACACGAGAAACAGGCUCGGUCGAGGAGGAGGAGAAAAGGGCGAUCGAUGAAGAGAAUAGGCAAAGACUAGCUACUAUGUCGGAGGAGGAGAUCGAGAGGGAAAGAGCUGAACUGAUGUCUAAUCUCUCGCCCUCCUUAGUCGAGCGGUUGAUGCGUCGGACAAAAAUCGCGGACAAGCCGUCAAGUUCGGCACAACAGGACUCGGCGGCUUUACGCAGUGCAGAGUCGAAUAGGCCUAAAACCACGACCAAAUCAGUGUCCUUUGACCUUCCUGAGCCCGAAACCGCAGAGCCCGCCUCAAAUAACAGUCACGCGCUGACUACAGGCGCACAAAAGGAAGCUACGACAUCAACACAGGCUUCUGAGAUUGAUGAUAGAAUCCCAACCCUUCACCCUUCCGAUCUACGACCGGCAUCAGAGUUUCCAACUGGCCCGAUCCAUUUCCCUACUCCACCGCCACGACAAGAUCCUAUGCCUAACCUUGAUCCCACAUCACCUUCGUUCUACGCCGAUCUACAAGCCCACUACUUCCCUGAAACCCCCCACGAUCCAUCCGCAUUGUCGUGGUUGAAACCCUCCGAAAACGAUUCAGACGACCUCGCAACGUCAUCCCCCUACCAUCCAUCCAGCUCCGCAGUUACCGUCGUUCCAUCUGCUUUACGCUUUUCUCUACGUGGCGAAAUUCUACCGCCUUCUACGUCCUUAUCGCUCUCAACUUCGCUCGGGCUCCACCAUCAUGCCGACGACCCAGAGGCCGCUGGCUACACCAUCUCCGAGCUUUCUAUACUCAGCCGCUCGACAGUCCCCACACAGAGAUGUAUAGCGUGGCAAGUUCUCGGCCGUAUCUUAUACAGGUUAGGCAAGGACGAAUUGGGCGAGCCGGGAAGUGAUCUAGUGGAGGGGCUGUGGACUGUCAUCGAACGAGAAGCCGUUGUCACUAGGAUGUUAGACGAAGCGGAAGGGGGGCAAGAUCGAGAGGAAAAAGGUCCGAGGGCAACUGGAUGGACAGGCUCAAACAUUGGAAAACAUGCAAGCGCCAAGGCGUGGGCUGUAGAAGGCAUCUGGCUGUGGCAGAUGGGUGGGGGAAAUCGGGGAAUUCCACAAGAAGAAAGUGCCGGAACCCAUUAA
Messenger RNA from Talaromyces proteolyticus, 1389 nucleotides. Its product is annotated as putative transcription factor Rba50. The transcript has a single exon. Gene Ontology annotation, cellular component: nucleus. Bases 1 to 1389 code for a protein of 462 amino acids. Gene Ontology annotation, biological process: transcription by RNA polymerase II. The record is from RefSeq and is a predicted model, not a curated record. Lineage: Eukaryota; Fungi; Ascomycota; Eurotiomycetes; Eurotiales; Trichocomaceae.